Molecule: messenger RNA, 702 nt
Organism: Yamadazyma tenuis ATCC 10573
Lineage: Eukaryota; Fungi; Ascomycota; Pichiomycetes; Serinales; Debaryomycetaceae
Gene: CWH8
Product: Cwh8p
Molecular function (GO): sphingosine-1-phosphate phosphatase activity
Source: RefSeq, a predicted model, not a curated record
AUGCCUACGUAUGAAAAAUAUAACCCAGUACCCUUCGACUUGACGUACGUGGUCUACGAUCCAAAUGAUCCACUCGGGUUGUUGAUGGUUCACUUCUCCUUGUUCCCAAUCUACACCAUGGUGUUCUAUGCGUCCUGGUUUCUCUUGUCGAGAGAAGUCGAACCGGUGAUUGUGGUAGCUGGUCACCUUGCCAGCGAGAUCGUCAAUAAAAUCACCAAGAAGAUCUUGAGAGAGCCAAGACCAGAUUUCCAUAAGGACUUCGGUACUGGCUCAUUGACCUAUGGGAUGCCCUCAGCUCAUGGUCAGCAUAUGGGGUUCUUUGCCGGAUACUUCAUAUGUAUUUUAUUGUUUAAGAUCAACCACAUUACCAACCACCAGAAGAUGAUGGGAUGUGCUGCUUUGGCGUUCUCUAGUAUGGGAGUUUGCUUUUCCAGAGUUUAUCUCAAGUACCAUACUCCUCAACAAGUACUUGUUGGUACGCUAUUCGGAGCUUUCUUAGGGUGUCUUUACUUUGUCGUAUCUUCCAUUUUGAGAGACGUGGGGGUUGUUGAUUGGGUGUUGAGCUGGCGCAUUGUCAAGUUCUUCUACAUCAAAGACUCAUACUUCCACGCCUAUCAGUCGUUUAAAGAUGAGUACGAGUUCUAUUUGUCAUUGAAAAAUACCAAUAUACUUGCUAGUAAUCUUACCGAUGCAAAGAUAUAG